AGGAUCAGUAGGGGGAAGGUUACAAUAGAAAAACUUUUAGAAACUUUAGUGACUGGAAAUCCAGAUUCACUUUGCAAGAAUAACAAUCACAACACACAAACCAAAGAUCUUGAGGCAGGAAAAGAGUGUGAAGAUGGACGACGCAAACCAGUUAAAAGAUGAGGGAAAUAAACAUUUUCAGGCAGGUGAAAUUGAAAAGGCCAUCGAAUGCUACACCAAUGCCAUCAAGGUUUGCAAGGACAAAACAUUGCUGGCUGUCAUUUACAGGAACCGAUCUGCAUGCUUUCUCAAAAAGGAAAGUUAUGCCAAUGCAGCCUCAGAUGCAUCAAAAGCGAUUGAUGUGGAUGCAGCGGACAUUAAAGCCUUGUACCGUCGCUGUCAAGCUCUGGAGAAACUUGGAAAACUGGAUAUGGCCUUUAAAGAUGUGCAGAGAUGUGCCACUCUUGAACCAAAAAAUAAGACAUUCCUGGAAACUCUCCGCAGGCUUGGAGCAGAAAUUCAGGCAAAGCUCAAGACAACAUUUUCCACAGAUUCCAGGGUGCAGAACAUGUUCGACAUUCUCUUCGAUGAAGAAAUGGACAAAGAUAAGAAGGAGAAAGCUGCCAACAACUUAAUUGUGUUGUCAAGAGAAGAUGCUGGAGCUGAGAGAAUCUUCCAGAAUAAUGGAGUACCUCUGCUGCUCAACAUGAUAGACACAGGAAAACCAGAAAUGAUCGUGGCUGCUGUGCGUACUCUGUCAGGAAUGUGCACAGGACACAAAGCUCGGGCCAUGGCCAUUGUUAACAUGGUCGGUGUUGAUAAGAUUUGCAGCAUCAUGGCUCUUGAUAAUGAAGAAAUUGCUUUGGCGACAUCCAACCUCUUCCAGUGCAUCAACGACUCCCUCACUGGUGCAGACACAAGGGAGUAUGGGAAAGAGGCAGCCUUGGUUUUAGAUGCAGCUAAAGAUCUAAAGACUAUUCUUCUUGCUCUACUGGAGAUGAUUGCCAAUAAGAAUGUGUCUGGUUAUGGCAGAGAUCAGGCACUGAACCUCUUAUCUAAGAAUGUACCUCGCAGUAACAAAAAAAACCCUGACUACUCACGGACGCUCUUCACCAUUGAUCACGGUCUCAAGAAGAUUCUCAAGGUUUGUGGCCAAGUUCCUGAGCUACCAGACCAGUUGCCUUUAACAGAGAACUCCCAGAUGAUUGCAAGUGUGCUUCUCAACAAGUUAUAUGAUGACCUCACAUGUGACCCAGAAAGAGAUAAUUUCAGGGAAAUUUGUGAUCAAUAUAUCAAAUCCAAAAUAGACCCCAACAAUAUGGACAAGACACUCCAUGCUGUCAACACCAUCUCAGGGCUGCUGCAGGGUCCCUUUGAUGUUGGAAAUGCUCUGGUGGGGCAUCAAGGCGUUAUGGAGAUGAUGGUCGCACUGUGUGGCUCUGAACGGGAGGUGGACCAGAUGGUUGCAGUGGAGGCACUCAUCCAUUCCUCCACGAAGAUGAGCCGGGCCAGUUUCAUCAUCACCAACGGCGUUUCCCUGCUCAAGGACAUCUACAAGAAGACCACUAAUGAAAAGAUUAAAAUCCGUGCGCUGGUGGGUCUCUGUAAACUGGGCUCAGCUGGAGGUGACGACUACAGCUUGAGGCAGUUUGCUGAAGGCUCAACAGAGAAAUUGGCCAAGCAGUGCAGAAAGUGGCUUUGUAAUCCAAAGAUUGAUGCCAAAACAAGAAAGUGGGCUAUUGAAGGUCUUGCUUAUCUGACAAAUGAUGCUGAUGUGAAAGAUGACUUUGUGGAGGAUGAGCUAGCUUUAAAAGCCAUGUUUGACCUGGCUAAGUCCACAGAUAAGACGAUUAUUUAUGCAGUUGCCUGCACUCUAGUCAACUGCACUAACAGCUAUGAAAAGAAGGAAAUCCUCCCCGAGCUGGUUCAACUGGCCAAGUUUUCCAAACAGCAUGUCCCUGAGCAACAUCCCAAGGACAAGAAGGAUUUCAUAGAAAAGAGAGUGAAAAGGCUGCUGAAGGCUGGGGUCAUUUCAGCACUAGCAGUCAUGGUCAAAGCGGACAGCUCUAUCUUGACUGACAAGACGAAGGAGAUGCUGGCAAGGGUUUUCUUGGCAUUGUCAGCUGAUCCAAAAGACCGUGGGAUUAUUGUUGCCCAAGGUGGAGGAAAGGCUUUGAUACCACUUGCUCUUGAAGGAACAGAUGCUGGAAAAGGAAAAGCCUGCCACGCCCUUGCUAAGAUAGCAGCUGUCUCUAACCCAACGAUCGCCUUCCCUGGGGAAAGGGUGUAUGAGGUGGUGCGGCCUUUAGUUAGCCUCCUUCACACGGACAAGGAAGGCGCUCAGAACUAUGAGGCUCUGAGAGGUCUCACCAACUUGGCUGCCUAUAGCGAAAAAUUAAGGUCAAAGAUUGUGAAGGAAAAAGCUCUACCGGAGAUCGAGAACCUCAUGUUUGAGGAGAACGAGAAGAUCAGAUUGGCUGCAACUGAAUGCAUGUGUAACCUUGUGACGUCCAAAGAGGUUCAAGAGCGUUACUUGGAAGAUGGCAAUGAUAAGCUGAAGCUGCUGGUGUUGCUUUGUGGAGAAGAUGAUGACAAAAUUCAGAUAGCAGCAGCUGGAGCUCUGGCCAUGAUCACUGCUGCUCAGAAGAAGCUGUGCACUAAAAUGACUCUGGUGACUGUCCAGUGGCUUGAGAUCCUGCAGAGGUUGUGUCUUCACUCCAACCCAAAGAUCCAGCAUCGUGGUCUGGUGAUUGUUUACAACAUGCUAGACUCGGACAACAAUGAGCUAGCCAAGAAACUGAUCGAGAGCGAGUUGCUGGAAAUCCUCACUGUGAUUGGGAAGGCAGAGGAUAAUCCAAAGCGGCAGGAUCCCAUUGAUGCGGCGCGCACAUGCCUCGUCAAAGCUAUGGAUCUCGGUCUCAUCAAACCCUUUUCCACCCCUUCAUAAAAAGAGACAAGUCAAAUAAUGCCAGAGGACUUUCUUGUAUUCAUUUCCUCUGUUGAAAAGAGGCCUUUUUCUAAAAACUUUCAAACAAACAAAAAAGAUGUAUUUCAGAAACAUAAAUUUGACUGCUGAUAUUUUUUUAAUGAUGCUUGAGAAUUGAGACCGAUACUUUUAAAAUUUUUCCCAAUGUGACAAAAAAUGAUUAGCGGUAGUUUAAUUUAGCAGAGAGUGUUUUGGUUUGCCCUGAAUUUUAACUUUGCUUUAUUUUUUUGUUACUUUAUAUACAGUUGUUUUUAUUUAAAAUAUAUUUGUAUGGCUACAAAUCAAGUGACAUUCAGAUCUUUUGUUUUGUAUCAAAAGUUGUACUAUUAAAUCAAGACUCUACCUAUCAAA
Messenger RNA from Oryzias latipes (Japanese medaka), 3316 nucleotides. It is a transcript of the gene unc45b, whose product is annotated as unc-45 myosin chaperone B. The record is from RefSeq and is a predicted model, not a curated record. Gene Ontology annotation, molecular function: Hsp90 protein binding. Gene Ontology annotation, cellular component: cytoplasm. Lineage: Eukaryota; Metazoa; Chordata; Actinopteri; Beloniformes; Adrianichthyidae.